Suillus fuscotomentosus is the source of this 1219-nucleotide messenger RNA. RefSeq lists its product as uncharacterized. NCBI's taxonomy places the organism in Eukaryota, Fungi, Basidiomycota, Agaricomycetes, Boletales, Suillaceae. The transcript is spliced from 3 exons. Gene Ontology annotation, biological process: regulation of cell cycle. The record is from RefSeq and is a predicted model, not a curated record. Bases 6 to 1175 code for a protein of 389 amino acids. Gene Ontology annotation, cellular component: nucleus.
AGAACAUGACUGACAAGCAGAAAGUCAUCGUCGCUUUGACAUCUGCGUCCGAGACAUGCACAGCUGCACUCUCCGCACUCGCUUCCCGAAAUCAGCUCGAUAAAUUAGAGCCUCAAACCUCCGAUCUCGCUAUGAUCCUAAAAGACCUAGACGCUCUCCUUUCUCUGAUAUACAAUUCCAGCACUAAACUUUCUCUUGCGCUCAAACCAUCAUCCCCUACAUACUCCGCUUCUCUACCCGUGAUCGCGGAUCUAAUGAAAUAUACGUCUGGCAUCGCACAUUGCAUCCAUCUUUUGAAUCCUGACUUACAUGGGACGACGCUUAUCAAGGAGGUGCAACAUGAAGUGACAGCUAUUUUGGAGGCUUUGCGUGCAGUCGUGCAAACAUUUUUGAACCUCGCUGCGCGUGGCCCGUCGAUAGCAAGGAGUGAAUCCGCAGGAGAAGAGUAUCUUGUUCGGACAGGCACUCUUCACGAUCUCAUAACUCAAGCGCGUGGAACUAACGGAAUACCAAAGGAUACAAUUUCUGCCAUCUGUCGAAGAUGGAAGCAGGACCGAGAGGCUCUCGAAGACAGUCUUCGGGAACUGUCUGAAAUGAUAGAUGGAGCGGAAGGGAGUGACAGCGAUGAUGUCGAUGGCGAUGAUAUCGACGACGGUUGGGAUGAGCUCGGUUUGGGUGAUGCAGGAGAGAAGAUGGACAAGGACGAGUUGGCGCGCACAAAAAAUGUUCACUCCGUGCUGAGGCUAACCACACUAUUGCACAAACGUAUAUUCCAGGAUCUGCUUUCGUCUGCACCGACCCCACCACCUCCGAGCUUUGCUCUAGAUGCUCUGCUUUUGCAGUCCCACGCACUCCUUGCUGCGUCCGACGAAUUGGUCUCCUCGUUAUAUAUUCCUCAGAACCCCGCCACGAUCAGGAAGGAAUCGUUAGCCCUGCUCGAUAUAAUUAACGGACUCCAGUUACAGCUACGAAUAUUCUUCCCCGAUACGUCCUCUCUAGAACAACAGCUCUCUGGGCUCAGCAUCGAGGGAGAUAAGUCAGCAUCGACACCAAACAAACCCACAGCAGACAAAAGGUGGUUUGAUCUUUGUUUCGACCAGGUAACAAAGGUAUCCGCCAACCUCGUGUCUCCUAUGUACAAGUCACCCCUAGGGGUCAGCCAGAAACAGAGAUGAAAGACGCUCCAGAAGUGUUCGUUGUGCAAGUAAUAGAAUACAGG